AAUACAAAGUCAAUUAAUAUAGAAGAAAAUUUAAAUUGCGAUGUUGUCAAAUGUAAUUUUUCCCGAAUGAAAUACGUAAAAUCCAUUUACUUUCUCAAAGUUAAUCGACUUAAGUUAACGUUGUUUAGCCCCGUAUCAUAUUCAAAACAAAAUGUGUAAGUUGUUUAGAGUAUUCAUAAAAUUCUAAUGUACCAAAAAAACAUUUCAAAAAGAUACAACGCGCAUCCUAUCCGUAUAUUUUUAGAACGAGAAAUUAGCAUUUGAAUAAUGAAUCAAGGGUGUUGGAAAGUUGAUGAUAGCGAUGAAGUUCAUCCAACCAAAUCUGAUAGACACCAUAACUUUUCGAAAAUACUUUAUAACAAGUUAUACUCUUCAAAAAAUACUGGUUCUAAAGCUGUUUACAUCGAUAUCGAAAAUGUUUCGGAAGAUGAAGAAAAUAAGGAAUAUUCAAAAUGGUCGGAACUUCCUGAUCUUUUGCUGGAAGAAAUUUUUUCCUAUCUAGAAAUAAGAGAGAAAUAUUAUGCUAGUUUAGUUUGUCGAAAUUGGUAUAGAGCUUUUCGCUUACCUUACGUAUGGAAUCGUUUUGUUUUAAGAGAUAACACACUGACCAGAAGCAGAUUCAAUUACUACAGUGGAUGGCAGUAUGUUUUAGACCACGUUCGUUGUCAAGCUUGUCUUGCAGGAUUUGGAAAACAUUUUAAACACUUGACUAUAAAACCAAUGUUGAAUUUUUACAAUCUUUACGAAUUCAUGAACAUGAUUUCCUGGUACACGGAACAAAGGGAACAGAAAGAAAAUGUAGAAUUGGGCGUUGGAAGCAACAUAAAAUUUUUUAAAUUUACGUUUCCGUGUGAUAUGACAUUGGAGGAAGACGAUAGCGAACGGAAUCGAUUAUUUGGUACUGGUGGCAAAAUACUUCAAGCUAUUAAAAGGUUGAUGGGUAAUUUAAAAAAGUUGGAAAAUUUACAAUUGAUUGAUUUGAUGCUUGAUCCCACCGAGGCACAGUAUCUUUUAGACGAAGUAUGUGAAUCUCGUUGUUUAACCCUAAGAACGUUGUUCCUUAUUAAUACCACCAAAGUACAAUAUGAGCUUUUACAUGUUGGAGUAUUUUUAAAUCUGAAGGAAUUGCAUAUAAGUCCUCAAAAUCUAGGAGAUAACUUGGUAGAACUACUCGGAUAUACUAAACUAAAGCACUUACAUAUAGUUCAAAAUAAAUAUACUUCUGAUAAAAUCAAUAUAAUGCCCGUUUCUUCACGUAGCUGGAAAAAAUGCCGCACAGAUAAUAAUUCUUUGAACGUACAUUUGGAAAUUGAAAGCAUUGACACAAAAACUAUGAUUUGGCAAGAAAAUGCUCCUGUCAGGUCAAUAACUUACGAUUCUCCACAGAUUGGGGUGAAACUGGAUGCGAUAGUUACAGCUAUAGAUUUUUAUGGAAAUGAUUUAAGAAUUUACGGUCACAAAAAUAUACCUAUGUUCAAACAAUCAAAAUUAAUUACCGAAAGAGCGGACGAGAAUUUAGUAAUGUUAGUUCAACAAUGCACAUAUUUAUCUAUGUUGAUAGUUACUGAGAGGAUAUCAACUUGUACGGUUUUGCUUUUAGCUUAUUACGGAAGGAAUUUAAAACGUUUAUAUAUUCGUGGUGACGCUGUGAUAAUAGAAACUGACUGGAAACCGAAACCCGAUUGGACUGACGAAUUUUAUUUUUGGUUGGAAACUAAUAGUCAGACGUAUGAAUCGGUCGAAAAAGAAGUAUCGCAAAUUUUGGGAUACAAAUGGAGAUUCUUAGAAGAUGAAGAAUUUAAAAGAUUAGACAUUAAUUUACACGAUUACUAAAUAUAUAGACAUAUUUAUAUGAAAAGUUGAGUUUUAAAUGUUUUUCGGAUCAAUUUGUAAAUAUUAAAACAUUUUUAUUGUGACGUGAUAUAUUAGAGAAGAUUUUCAAACAUUUAUCCAUACAAAAAUUUCCGAAGCUUAUUUUUGAACGUUAUCUUUACAAGUUUAGGUACGAUUAAAAGGAUAAAAAACACUUUUACUUAUUGCAAAAUACUUUCUAUAUAUACAAUUUUAACUAUAAAAAUGAUUUUUUUUUUGUAAGAGAAUGUUGAAAUAUUGUUGAGCUUAUAAGUGCACUAAUAUGCGGGGCUCAUAGAAAAGACAUUCAAUACAAUGAUAGAUUUUCUUUCAUACAAUAUGAAAAACAAAAUAAACAGCAUGCAUAAUCACAAAUACCAUACACAAAAGAGACCGCUUAAUCUAAUAAAUAAAAAGAGCUUAAAAAACAAGCUUAAAUAUAACAAUAUGUAAAAGACCGUCUGAUACAAGAGUUUUCAACGAUUUCACAAUGAAAUCUAUUAUAUCUUAGUUUAAGUUUAACAUUUGAUUCCAGUGUAACUAAGUAGAAAACUUUUCUCACUUAAAUCUGUUAUGUGAUUCUUAACUUGAAAAAAAUUGUGCUGAAAUAGAUUUUCUUUAUUUGGUUAGUGGCUCAAACUAAAUAUUUAUUUGUGUGCAAUAUUUAGUUUUUCGUCAAAGAAUCCUUCUAGAACAAAAUGAGUAAGAGAAAAAAAAAUAAAA
Diorhabda carinulata is the source of this 2574-nucleotide messenger RNA. RefSeq lists its product as uncharacterized. Bases 268 to 1833 code for a protein of 521 amino acids. The transcript is spliced from 9 exons. The record is from RefSeq and is a predicted model, not a curated record. NCBI's taxonomy places the organism in Eukaryota, Metazoa, Arthropoda, Insecta, Coleoptera, Chrysomelidae. Gene Ontology annotation, molecular function: protein binding.